Pleurotus ostreatus (oyster mushroom) is the source of this 3303-nucleotide messenger RNA. RefSeq lists its product as uncharacterized. The transcript has 3 exons. Bases 1 to 3303 code for a protein of 1100 amino acids. NCBI's taxonomy places the organism in Eukaryota, Fungi, Basidiomycota, Agaricomycetes, Agaricales, Pleurotaceae. The record is from RefSeq and is a predicted model, not a curated record.
AUGCCCAAAUUUUCUUCUUCUCUCGAUGACCUGAAUUACAAGCCAAAGGCCUCCUCAUCUUCGAUCCCCAAACGGGCGCGAAAACGCGUCAAACCCGAUCAUCCUAUCAAUAACCACUCCGGAAGUCCUGGAAAAUCGGCAGGCAGGUCGCCGGACGCGACGUACGAUGAGAAGAAGGACAUUGUUUACCUGCACUUUGCUGGCAUCCCUCGGAGCAGUUACUAUGCGUGCCUCCUUAACACGCGAUUCAUUCCCUCGUGCGCAGGGAUGGAUCCAAAGGAGCUUGUGCGAAACGGCGGAAGAGAUGAUGUUGAAACGGCCCUACGGAAUGCUGAGAUAUUUGGCAUGCCGCCAGCGAGAAGAGCUACUGAACGAGUAGCGGAGGGUAUGUCCUUGAACUGGUUUCCUUGGCCCCCCGCACGACCACGCGAGGGAUAUUCUGAGCUUGGCCAUAGACCGGGGAGCAGUGGUGAGGGCGACGGGGAUAUAUGGGCCGGCCCUCCUAUACCCUUUCUUGACGACGAUGCUACGGUCGUGGAUUUUUGGUCUUCCCCACACUUAGAGGCGGCGAAUAACGCUGAUCGCGUGCCAUCCCCGACCCCGACACGAAGCAAGAAACCAAGUAUAUCUCAUAAGAAGAAGGUUAUCAGCCAGCCUACCCAGCGAAAGAGGGCGAUCAUUCCCGGUAGUCCUAUUCCUCCAGAGAAGAGUGUGGGAAGUCCAAAACGAAGUUCGGAUCAACCUCAAGUCAACGCGUCGCGGGUCAAGCGCGAUGCAGCCGCAUUCAAUCUAGCCUCAAAGGUGAUUCGGUCAAAGGUAACUAAUGAUCGAUCUCGACGCGACGCGUCCGAGGCAGAGGAUGAUACGCCCAUGUUCGUCCAAGGCUCAUCAUCUAUGCCCUCGUCGACCCCCUUCAGAAAGCCGACACAUCAAGUCGACACGCUCCAGGAAGAUAACGAUACGCCUUUUUUCAUUCCGGGCUCAACAUCUACGUCCCCUUUUGGAGAUUUAGAACGUCCAUCCUCUGACAAAGCGUUUGCUAGUACAGCGUCUCCUCCACGGUUUGAGACCCCUACCGCAGAGAUGGAUGAAUCGGCUUUGUACGACUACCUUUAUGGGUUCGGAGCUCCCAUAGUCAAGCUUCCGCCUGCCCGAUUCAAAGACGAUACUUCCGAAAGCGCACCGACGGUCGUAAAUGAGGAGCCAAUUGUACUCGAAACGCGUUCAAGCCCGGUCCACCUGGACUAUUCCGACUACCUACAUCAAGAUGAACUUCCACCUUCCCAAUCCGCGAGCGACGCCGUUGAGGGCGCGACAGCGGCAGUUAAUGAAGAAGAAGCGGGGUGCGACACGCUUCCAAGCCCAUCUAGCAAUGACUACCUUCAGCCGUCGCAAUACAAUGACGAUGUGCCCUUGAGCGCAACGGCGGUAGUAAACGACGAAGAAGCGCUGCACAAAUCGUCUCCAAGCCCGAUCCACAAUGACUACUCCGACUACCUGCAUUCAGAUGCCCUUCCACCCUCCCACUCUCGUAGCGACGGGUUGAAUGCCCACAUGAAGGACGAUGAUGUCCCAGCGGCCACCCUUCCUAGUGUGCUCAUAAGCCCAGCUCGUAAUAACUAUUCCGAGUAUCUCCAUCCAGACGACGACCUGCCACAUCCUCCCCUUGGAUCACCCGUGACACAUGACACAUUUAGGCAGAAUGAGUCGCAAUUAAUGGACGAACUAUUUGGUGGUCCAUAUCCCUUGUCCGACGAGGAAAUUCACCGUUCGCUUGUGAAUACACCGCCGCCUGCCUAUCAUGGCACGAUCGAUCCUGUUUUGCUGGGGGGCGGUGAAGCCAACGACGAUGCGCCUAUUCUUGAACAAAUUCACUCAGCACCAUCUCAGUUGUCGCUCUCCUGCUCAUCCUCUCGCCCACCCACCCCGCCGCCGCGCAAUUCGACGUCUGACCCCAUUGAUGCACCACAGUCCCAAGAGGCAGACACCGAAAUGGAAGACGCCGCAUCACUAAGGAAAGGCAAUUCUGAAAGUCAUUUACUCCCUACUACCGAGUCAAGUAUUCCCGCAAAGACGCCCUCUUCCUCGCGGACCCACGAUGUGCCGCCUUCUCGCCGGUCCGCACCAAGGACCUCAACUGCCCCUCCGAAAGUAGUUGUUUGGUCCGUCCGUCCGAAAGAUGCCAAAGGUCAAGAACUUCCCUUUCCCCAGCGAGUAGGCCGACAGUUUGAUUUCCCUGCGGCGCCCAUCCAAAGGUUCUGCCAUCAAUGUCGAAAUCGACCGGGCAGACUGAUGAUGAACUGCACAUGCGGGAAGGACUUUUGCAUGCGAUGUGUCAUGAUGAGGUAUGAUGACCGGAUAUUUCCUUUCGACGCAUCUGCAAAAAACCGACCCUGCCCCAUGUGCAUGGAUAUCUGCAAUUGCACGCAGUGCUGUCUUCGGCGGAAAGAGGUCUACGUAAGUUCAGUAGGUGCAUGCGUUAAAAUUGUCGGCGAACCGGACAAUUUGGUCCUGCCUCCGCCGAAAUUGAAGUCGAGGCACAAACCCUCUUUGAAGCGGAGGGCAUCAAGGUCGGUUAGUCCACCACCCGAUCGACCUCAUCGCGUACACAAACGACCCACGAAGUAUCGAUCUCCCUUGCCUGUUCCCGAUUUCCCUGCUCCUGUAUAUCAACCAAUGCCUCUCCCUGCCGGCCCUCUGGCGUAUUGGGCGACUAUCUAUGGGAUGUCCGGACAGAAACUGGCUACUGCGUUCACGGGAGGUGAUGCCGCUGAAGUUGUCAUCGUCAAACCAAUACAACCCCCAACCACUAUGGUUGCAGAUCAGCCUGCGCCCCACUCAACAGUCCCUCGCCGAUUCGUGGGUAAAGUUCAACCGUCGUGGGGAUAUGGACCAGAUCCAUAUGUUACGGAUGUGGAGUCAGACUCACUUCAAGGAACAAGAGUGAGGAGGAAAGGAAAGGAACGACAGCGGAAGCCACCGUAUGCGCGUCGAUUUAUCGGCGACCCGUCCCUGUUGUACGCCAAAUUCAAGGAGGACACGUCAGAAACCCCCCCUCUGUCCAAGGAUUCCAGCGAUGAUAUAUUGGGCCUGAGGGACAGCUCCCCUUUGACGCCAGUCCCUAGCACGCCAGGAUCAGAUGUCGAGUGGGUGUCAUGGGAGAUGCCUAAGCUAUCACCGGCAGCGGCGGCGACGGAGGCUCCCAAGCGUUCCGUGAGUCUGGAGGACAACGACGUGGCUAGAGCCAUCAUGUUGGCACUUUCCUCCACCGCCCCUUGGCCGGCACCAGUCGCACAAUCGUAG